AGUCAAUUGGGUCAGUUAUAUGAGCUGACGUACAGGCGAGAUUUACAUCCAGGCUGAACCCGUAAGUUGUACAGAAAGAAUAUUUUGCUGACAUGGAAUCCGAAUGGGACGAAACUCUUCUGUACCAAACGAGAGAGGAACGUGAAUUACAGUUCUCUCCAUCAAAAUGGUUUACAAGGAUAAGUCCAGCAGCAGCGCUCGUAGAGAACCAUAUUGGUAUCCUAACAAAAGGAAGUGAAGAAGCCAGACAAACUCUGGACUGUGAGCUAGACAUGGCAUACGGCAAUAAACCUCUCGAGAAAAUAGACAUCUUCGGUGGGCAAACCUUACCAGCAGAUGCGCCUGUCUUUUGUUACAUACAUGGAGGAGACUGGGCCAUGCUCGGGAGAGAGUCUUCAAGUUUUAUGGCUCCUUACUUGGUAGAGAGUGGAAUCGUAGUGAUCCCAAUCGGAUAUCAAAAGGCACCGGAAGUGGACAUGCCGGAAAUUGUAACAGAAAUCAAGAAAGCUGUGUCAUUCAUUUUAAAGUGGGCCAAAAACCGUGGAACACGAUCUGUAUAUAUAGGAGGUCACUGUGCCGGUGGACAUCUUGCUGCUAUGAUGCUGGGGAUUGACUGGACAAAAGAAUGUGAUAUAUCCAAUGAUUUACUUAAAGGUGGGAUUCUGAUAUCGGGGAUAUUUGACGUUCGUCCGUUAGUUGACACUUAUAUCGGUGAUCCGCUCAACCUGACACGCGAGGUUGCGUGGGAGUGCAGUCCUUGCAAACACGUGGACACCAUAGCUUCUCUAAGUAGAAAUAGGACCUUAAUUAUUGUGAUGGGAGGGAAGGACACACCUACCUUCAGACAACAAAGUAGUCAGUUCGCGGAGGCAAUGAGGAAAAGGAAGGUGUCAGUAAUUGUGAAGGACUUUGAGGAGUACGACCACUUCCAAAUCAGCGAAAAAUCUUGGUUUGAAUAUAAGGAAAUCACCAAUGUAAUGAUGGCAUAAAAGGGAAACCAUGUUAACUUAAACCAUUGGCAAACGUUGACAGAACAUUUAUAUUCAAGUAGCGUGGAGAAGGUGAUUCACUCCAUUGCAAAACAAAAUUUAAAAAAGCUGUUCCUUCAUUACAUUGAACAUGCUUUUUUUGCUUGACAAAAUGUUUGUGGUAUUCAACAUGAAUAUAGAAUGUGUAGCUAGAACAUGUAUUGUUUAUAUAUGUAUUUAUCAUGACUGUUGCAAUACUUAAAAGAGAGGUUGCCAUCUAGGUGAUUCUUAUAUUAUUUUGAUAAAGUAACAGGUAAAACCCUAAUAAACAGCAUACAGUAGCUUCAUAUAAAUAAUCAUAUUAGAAAUAUGCAAGUCCCGAUUCAAUUCUGUAAUUCUACCUCAUAUAUUGUUAUUAUAUGUGUAGUUUUAGCUCUUUAUCUCUUUGCAUAUUGCAAAUAAAUAUCAUGAACUU
Molecule: messenger RNA, 1443 nt
Organism: Mizuhopecten yessoensis (Yesso scallop)
Lineage: Eukaryota; Metazoa; Mollusca; Bivalvia; Pectinida; Pectinidae
Product: kynurenine formamidase-like
Exons: 12
Coding region: 93-989 (298 amino acids)
Source: RefSeq, a predicted model, not a curated record